UCUUGUGACGUUGUGCAGUCUCAUGCCUGAACGCGCUCGCGUUUCCAUAGCAGCGUAUACUCAUAAACUAGGAAGACUUUCUAGGCCACAUUUCUGUCUGUUACCAAACAGAGGCCUGACAGUAAUACUUUAGUAUGUCCACUGAUUAAUUUGCCGUCGUAAACAGGUUCCAUUGUUUUGGUCAUUUUCAUUUUUUUCGACUAAAGAUGAGUAAACAGGAACGAAAUAUAGGACGAACCAGCACAAACAUUGGACAUGUAUAUACCCCACCUUUGCCGUUUAAUUUCAACACAUGCAAGAAUGCUCCUCUACCACCUGUCCUCUGCCGGCAGAACAAAGUACCUGUAUCUGCUCAAUUCACUCUCACCUCACGGUCUGCACAUGACAGAAAACCAUUAACUGGACCACUGCACAAUGAAAUCUAUUCUAAAGCCCCUCCACACUGGACAACACAUUUCCUCAAUGAGCUGGCACACAGGCUAAGAGAGCAUGCAACAUUGAGGGUUGUCUCUAAACCCAUCAGUGAAAUGCAGGACAGCUACAGAGGUCAACCAGCACAGUGUGAAUCUCUCAAUGGACAUUAUAGCAUGAUGCAGGCACUAUACAGACAGCUGAAUAAGACUCAGUCGCUUGUGCAGGAGCCAAUCUGUAGCACAACCAAGACCGACUUUAAGCACUUUAACAGGUCAAAUUUGACUCAUUUCUCUGUAAUGGAUGAAGCUACCUUUAAUGGAAGCCUUACCAAGAGUGGAGCCCACAGUCGACUUCCUGCUCACAAAGCUCCAUCCACUUUAUCAUGUCAGCCUCGACUGCCUUGCCCAUAUCUGCCUUUGCCUUACAUGGGUAAAAGUACUGUGUAUGGGGAUAGUUUUAAGGCACCUGUGCCUCCACCAUUACCUACACCUAAUAUUGCACAACGUGUGGUGAAACUGCAAGAAAGGGGUAGUAGAGAUCCAUUACAGGACAUUCUAAGUGUCCCCAAAAUGUAUAGUACAGAGAAUCAGAUAUAUGGAAAAAACAAAAUGUCUAUGGUGUAGGAAAAUACACAAAAUAGGGUAAAAUGGUUUGGUUUGAUAAAAAAUGUGAAAAAAUAUAAAUGCCUAAAUGUAAACGCUUCAUAAAAUAGACCUGAAAUGUUUUCAUCAAUUUUGUUUAUUGUCUUCUUUUGUCACUCAUACGGUCAGCAAUAAAUGGAGAAUAAAAAG
Molecule: messenger RNA, 1205 nt
Organism: Misgurnus anguillicaudatus (oriental weatherfish)
Lineage: Eukaryota; Metazoa; Chordata; Actinopteri; Cypriniformes; Cobitidae
Source: RefSeq, a predicted model, not a curated record